This is a messenger RNA of Batrachochytrium dendrobatidis JAM81, 3939 nucleotides long. RefSeq lists its product as uncharacterized. Gene Ontology annotation, biological process: transmembrane transport. Gene Ontology annotation, molecular function: ABC-type transporter activity; ATP hydrolysis activity; ATP binding. NCBI's taxonomy places the organism in Eukaryota, Fungi, Chytridiomycota, Chytridiomycetes, Rhizophydiales. The record is from RefSeq and is a predicted model, not a curated record. The transcript is spliced from 6 exons. Gene Ontology annotation, cellular component: membrane. Bases 1 to 3900 code for a protein of 1299 amino acids.
AUGGAUAAAUUCAGACCUAUUCUCCCUCUCACGGUCGCUGCUGAAAACGUUGGUGUCUCGAUCGAGUCUUUCUCCUGGUGGAACUUGUUUACUGGUCAAUCCGCUGCAUUUCGCGCAUUAUCAAAUGUUUCGUUUAAUGCUGCCCCAGGCCAAGUUAUUGCCAUCAUGGGUGCUUCUGGAUCUGGAAAGACUACUUUGUUGCAUAUGCUUGCUGGGCGGAUUCAAAAUGCAAAAGUCGAUGGCAGUGUCACGUUUGAUGGUCAGCCACCACAAUCUUUUUAUUCUAAUGGAUCGGUAGGAUACGUUCAACAGUAUGACUAUUUGAUGCCUUAUCUGACUGUCAGGGAGACUUUGCGAUAUUGUGCUGAACUGCGACUUUCCAAAACUAUUGCCCACCACGAAAAACUCAAUUUGGUAGAAGAGGUUAUUCUUGAACUGGGCCUCAAGGAAUGUGCAGACACGAUUAUUGGUAAUGAUUGGCGAAAAGGCAUUUCUGGUGGUGAAAAGCGUCGAGUCUCUGUAGGUUGUGAGCUAUUGCUUAACCCUUCUGUGCUUUUUAUGGACGAGCCUACUACCGGUCUUGAUUCUUUUACUUCUUUGAAUUUAAUGGAAACAUUGGUGAGCCUGUCUCGUCGCGGACGCACUGUAUUGAUUUCAAUCCACCAACCACGAAGUGACAUUUUUAAGCUAUUUGAUUCCGUCAUUUUACUGGCUAAAGGAAUGCCAAUCUAUGCUGGAAAAAAUGGUCCAAAACUCAUCCAACACUUUGCAGAUCUUGGGCAUUUUAUUCCUGAAAACACGAAUCCAGCCGAUUCAUUGAUUGAUAUAUGUAGCAUCAAUACUCGUAGUGAGCAGGAAGAGAUUAGAACACUCAAGGUUGUUGAGCAUUUGACCAGUACUUGGGCCGAGUUGGUCAAAUCUGAUAAACAUCUCGACUAUGCUUACAAGCCUCGUGUUGAGAUGGUUGACCCUUUUGACAACUCAACUGCAUCCAUUUUGACCGAGAGUACUCCAAAUGAAAUGUUACAAACCACUACUGCUGACUCUCUAUCCAUGCCCAAACGCUUGCCAAUAUCAAGUAGCAGACAUUCGGGUGCCUCCACUCUCUCUCAAUGUGCUAUUCUUACUCGUCGUGCAUGGAACAAUCUACUUCGAGACAAUUUGUCUUUAUGGGGAUCACUCAUUGAAACCAUUGCCGUUGGUUUAAUUUUUGGUGCUAUUUUUUAUCAGCUACAGGAUACACUUUCGGGUGUAUUUAGUCGUCGCGGUGCACUCUAUAUUGCAUCUUCCAUUCAAACCUAUCUAAUGCUAAUUUUUGUUAUUUACAAAUUAACAACUGACAUAAAAGUUAUGGAUCGUGAGCGUGCUGAUCACAUGUAUGGCGUUGUUCCAUAUGUAUUUGGACAGUUUAUGUCCCAGCUUCCAUUCAAUAUCAUCUUUCCAUUGAUUUACUCUGUGAUUCUAUAUUUUAUGAUGGGUCUACGCACAGAUAACCUUGCAUUCCAUUUUAUUAAUUUUGCUGCUGCAAAUUUACUGGGCCAUUGGGUUAUUAUUGGAUACUCGCAAUUUUGCGUUUCCCUUGCUCGAGAUUUUGCCACAGCAUCACUGAUUGGAAGCGCCAUGUAUACAUUCUACUCCUCAUCCAGUGGGUUUUUUGUUCAGCUUGAAACCAUUCCAAUAUAUAUUAAAUGGAUUAGCAAAAUUUCGUUUCUCACCUACCAGUAUCGACUAAUGAUCUCCAACGAGUUUUCAGACAACACGUUUGCAUGUGCAGAUGCAGGUGCUCCGUGUAGCGGCAACAGUAUUCUUCGCAGUAUGGCGAUUGAUGUGCAUGAUUAUCAAACCCCAUUGAUAUCGCUGCUACUUAUUUUUGUAAUCUUCAUGGUGGUUUCAACUAUUAUUUUACAAUUUUUAAAUGUGAAUCAUAACAAGCAUGCAGGGACCGUAAAAUCAAGCAUUAAAAUGCUUGUUAAAGAUGAGGAUGCAGAACUGGGUAUUUCUGAUUCUCACAGCAAUUCCAAAAAUCAUCAUUCCAGCAUACAUGUCAAGAUUAAAAGUUUGACGCUGCAACUGACAAUCAAAUCAAUAAUGCCAUCUACGCCUACUAUUAAAAAGGUCUUGUUGGAUAAUGUGACAACAAGCUUUCCUCCCAACUCACUUUCAAUUAUUAUGGGUGGUAGCGGAACAGGAAAAUCAACACUACUAUCUGUUCUUACUGCACGCAAACUGAAAAUCAAUGCCAUGUCCAAACUGGAUCAGACUGGUACUGUUAUGUUUAAUGACAUUCCAGAAAAUAAUCCGGCUCGCAUUGCUUCUGUGUGUUCAUUUGUUCCACAAAGUGACUCUCAUUUAUUGCCUGCGCUGACUUGUCGCGAGACAUUGCAUUAUGCUGCUAUGUUGAGGCUGCCAUCUGAGUGGACCAAGAAACAGAAGCAAGACCAAGCAGAGCAAAUUUUGGCUGUUUUGGGAUUGCGUCAUUGUGCAAAUACAGUGGUUGGCAGCGAGUUUCGAAAGGGUAUAUCUGGUGGUGAGAAACGUCGUCUGAGUAUUGGUGUGCAAAUGCUGACAGAUCCGAGUGUGUUGGUGAUUGAUGAGCCAACAAGUGGAUUAGAUGCAUUCACUGCCCAUCAUAUCAUGCUCACUCUCAAAAAUUUGGCUCAAUCUGGCCGUACUAUCGUUUGCUCCAUCCAUCAACCUCGUAGCGAUAUUUUCUCCAUGUUUGACCAUAUUUUACUUUUGGCUCGUGGUGGUCGCGUAGCUUAUUCUGGUCCUGCUUUGCAGAUUAUGCCCCAUUUUAUUGCUUUGGGGCAUGAACUUCCUGCAUUCACCAAUCCAGCAGACUAUAUUUUGGAUAUAAGCUCGAUAGAUUUUAGAAAUGCCAAAGCCGAAGCCACGACUCGUGUUCAAGUGGAUCAUAUCGUUGACUAUUGGAAAUCAUGCACACUUUCCACCACUUUGGAUCUAAACGACACCAAAGCUGAUGUCAAUGGUUCAAAAAGUGCAGAAGCAGAUGGAUCUUUGGAGAUUAAGCCACGAAAAAAAACAUCCUUCUUCAAUGCAUUUUAUGUGCUGUCCAUUCGCAGCAUAGUGAAUACCCAGCGUCAACCUCUUCUUGUUAUUGCUCGCAUUAUGCAAGUCGUAUUUCUUGGUAUUAUACAAGCCAUUUAUCUCCCAAAUCAGUCUUACAACCAAACCAGUAUUCAAAACCGUAUAGGUGUCCUUCAACAAACAGUUGCAGUUCUUUUUGUCGGUCUUCUCAAUUGCGUUGCUGUUUUCCCUCCUGAACGUGAUCUCCUGUAUCACGAAUUCGCUGAUGGUGCAUACACGCUUGGUCCCUUUUUCUUUGCAUACAACCUUAUAGAAAUCCCUAUUGAAAUCGUUUCGGCUUUGCUGUAUUCGCUGUUCAUCAUGUUUGCUAUUGGUUUAAAUACAACACCGGUGACUUAUAUGUGCAUGGCAUUAUCAGUAUUUUGUUUUGUGAAUAUCGGCGAAAGUAUCGGGAUUGCUUUCUGCUCUAUUGUCAAUCAUGUUGGAUUUUCCGUGUCGUUGACGAAUUCCGUUCUAGGUGUGUUUGUUGUUAUGUCGGGUAUGCUUUCAUCCAAUAUGCCGCUGGUUCUUGAUCGCUUGAAUCGCAUCUCACCCAUCCCGUACCUUACACGAUUGAUGGCUAUCAAUGAAUUUCAAUCCAAUGUGAUUUACACUUGCACGCAACAGGAAAUUCUGACUGGGACAUGCAUGUAUCACACGGGGUCUGACGUUUUAAAGCUUCUCAGUGGAAGUACAGAUACUAUGGCAUUUGAAAGCAACAAAUUUGUGCUUUAUAUUGUUGUUGGAUGUGUGUUGGCUGUUGCGUAUCGACUGAUAGCAUAUAUGGUGUUGCUAUUCAAAGUACGCAUGUAAAUUCUACAAACUAUUAUGCAUUUUAGAUUUUGAAUAAAG